Molecule: messenger RNA, 1809 nt
Organism: Aplysia californica (California sea hare)
Lineage: Eukaryota; Metazoa; Mollusca; Gastropoda; Aplysiida; Aplysiidae
Product: rRNA 2'-O-methyltransferase fibrillarin
Exons: 10
Coding region: 69-1061 (330 amino acids)
Biological process (GO): rRNA methylation; box C/D sno(s)RNA 3'-end processing
Cellular component (GO): Cajal body; box C/D methylation guide snoRNP complex; nucleolus
Molecular function (GO): RNA binding; rRNA methyltransferase activity; histone H2AQ104 methyltransferase activity
Source: RefSeq, a predicted model, not a curated record
GCGAUUGCCUGGCUUGGGUCGUCGAAAACAAAACACGAGACUGAAAAGAAGUUAAAGUUUGCAACAGCAUGGCUCCCCCUGUAUUUUCCCCAAGAGGACGUGGCGGCGGAAGAGGUGGAUUUGGUGAUCGUGGUGGGGGAAGAGGUGGAUUCGGUGACCGUGGAGGAUUCGGUGACCGUGGAGGGCGCGGUGGGUUUGGCGGGAGAGGUGGUGGCCGUGGCAGAGGUGGAUUUGGUGAUCGAGGUGGUGGCCGUGGCAGAGGUGGAUUUGGUGAUCGAGGCCGCGGUGGUGGCAGAGGACGUGGUGGCGGCGGCGGCCGUGGAGGCCGUGGAGGUAUGAGGGGUGGGGCAAAAGUUGCAGUGGAGCCUCACAGAUAUGAAGGCGUGUUUAUUGGCAGGGGAGGCAGAGAGGAUGUAUUGUUGACAAAGAACUUUGCUGUUGGAGAAUCUGUCUAUGGAGAAAAGAGAAUUUCUAUUGAGGAAGGAGAGACAAAGAUUGAGUACAGAGCAUGGAAUCCUUUCCGUUCCAAACUUGCAGCAGCCAUUGUAGGCGGUGUUGGUGACAUUCACAUCAAGCCAGGUUCCAAAGUGCUCUACCUGGGUGCUGCAUCUGGUACCACAGUCAGCCACGUGUCGGACAUUGUGGGCGCAGACGGACUGGUGUAUGCGGUGGAGUUCUCUCACAGGAGUGGUCGUGACCUGCUCAAUGUGGCCAAGAAACGGACCAACAUCAUCCCCAUCAUCGAGGACGCCCGCCACCCGCACAAGUACAGGAUGCUUGUCGGAAUGGUGGACUGUAUCUUUGCUGAUGUCGCUCAGCCGGACCAGGCCAGAAUUGUAGCCGUCAACGCCCACAGCUUUUUGAAGAACUCAGGACAUGUUGUCAUCUCAAUAAAGGCUAACUGCAUUGACUCAACGGCGGAGGCUGAGGCUGUGUUUGCUGAUGAGGUGGAGAAGAUGAAGAAGGAGAAGAUCAAGCCCAUGGAGCAGCUGACCCUGGAGCCUUACGAGAGAGACCACGCAGUCGUCGUCGGCAAAUACAGGCCUCCUCCCAAGAAGUGAUUGUUGCUGUAAUUCCUUCAUCCUGUGUUCAUUGCCAUGCACUGACCCGACGAUGGCGUAUGUGGUGCUGGAUACUGACCACCCGGACCUGGACAUUCGAUUUCCUUUCCAACCUUACUAACAUAGAACAGCAGCUCUGUAGCAACAGGAGUGUGUUUAGAUCAGAGGAGUUUUAUAAAAUAGAAGUGCCUGAUGAACUAUUGUUGUUGUGAUCCUGCCUGCUUUUUACCGCUUUUGAGACCUGACAUUUUUCAUAGCUGACUUUUUGUGUGUGGGGUUUUUUUUUGUUUGGUGCUGGCUUACCAAGUCAUACAUUCAAAGGACUUGCUCUGAAUAUAGCGGCAGAAAACUUGCUUAGUGUAUUCUAAGAUUACACUUGUGAAAUUAGCAGUUCAAGAGUUGUCCUUGUUUGGAAACAGCAUCAGUGUGACAUUAAACUUCUGUAUGGGUAGAAAGUCACUGUCACCUUCAGAAUCUUUAAGAAUUUUGAUUUGGGGUGGGGUUGGUGAUAGCUAACUUCGUACAGAGAAUUUAGAAAAAUGUUCUCAUGGCAAAGCUUUAGGUGGUUAGCAUUCAGCAUAUUGUUGGUCUAAGUCGGCGUCUUGUGAGUUGCAAGAGUACUACAUUGUUUUUAUGAAAAUUUUCAUUUCAUCCACGUCUGCCAUUGCCUCAUCAUAUACCAUGUAUGUAAAUAGCCAGCUCACAUGUGACAGAUCAUUCUGAGAAAUAAACGAUGACACAAUAGAAA